AUGGAGGACUCCCUUUUUACCCGAUUGACGGGGUGCUUUGAGCCUUUCUUUUACGUUAUGGUCAUGGCAACUGGCAUCUCAUCUAAUUUGAUGCAUGACUUUCCUUACGAGGCUCGGUGGUUACGGUACUGUUCAUACCCUAUGUUUGCAUUAGCAUGCUUGCUCUUUAUCGGUCUCCAAAUACUGCAAAUGCUACAUAUGUUCAGGUUCGUUAGAGAGAGGUCGCUUGGCGAGUACUUCAAGCAAUACUUCCGCAACCCUUCGAACAAUGUCUUCUGGGGUACGUAUUCCAUGGGAUUGAUUACGAUUGUCAAUUACAUCGCUACCUUGGCUCAGGACGAAGUUAAAAAUCCUGUUGUCUCAAAGAGAAUGAUGAAGAUGGCAUAUGUGCUAUGGUGGUAUGACGUAGCGACCUCUUUAAUAGGUGCUUGGGGAAUCUCAUUCCUCCUCUGGCAGAGAUUCCCUAAAAGAAAGCAUAAAAAAGGCCAUCUGGCAGUGCCAAAUGCGCAUGUCUCAACUGAAGGAUUAAAAAGUGUGCUCGUUUUGUUGGUGGUCCCUCUUGUCGUGGCGGCUUCAAGCAGCAGUUACUUCACGAUGACCGACUUGUUCGGGGAAAUCUAUAGCAGGAAAACUCAACUGACUAUCCUUGUUAUCACGGCGUUGAUCUGGCUGCACGCCGUGAUAUUUGUUUUCAUUAUCAUAACGAUCUUCUUCUGGAGUCUUUAUGUUAACAAAAUCCCACCUAUGGGUCAGGUAUUUUCACUAUUUUUGCUGCUCGGUCCCAUGGGCCAGGCAAGCUACGGUAUAGUGCUGUUGACAGAGGACGUGAGACUAUAUGUUGCAAAAUACUACUCUGCAAGCGCUACAAACACGCAGCAAGACAUACUUUUGGUCGCCGUGCCGUGGUGUGUCAAGAUUAUUGGACUGCUCCUGGCACUAGCUCUACUUGCAAUGGGAUACUUCUUCACCAUCAUCGGCUUCGCUGGAGUGGCGUCCUAUUACCGUACAACGACCGAGGAAGAGCACAACGGCGAGAUACGGGUGAAACGGAUAUAUCAUUUCCACAAAGGCUGGUUUGCCAUGACUUUCCCCAUGGGGACUAUGUCUUUAGGCAGCGCCGGCAUCUGGCAUCAUUACAAUCAAGUCGUGCCCAUGUCCGCCUUCAGGGUCAUCGGUACCAUCUACGCGGUCAUUUGCAUUUUGUGGACUCUCGUCUGCCUGGUUGGCAUUUGCUGCACAGGCAUCAUCCCAGAACUCACCUGUAUGUUCAAGCAUAUCACAAGCCGCGAUUCAGUUUCGGAAGUAAGCACUGAUACCUCCAAGGGCAAGCAACCAGAGAAAUCUGAGGUGUACUCCUGCUAA
Torulaspora globosa is the source of this 1362-nucleotide messenger RNA. RefSeq names its product Ssu1p (gene SSU1). The record is from RefSeq and is a predicted model, not a curated record. Gene Ontology annotation, cellular component: plasma membrane. Bases 1 to 1362 code for a protein of 453 amino acids. NCBI's taxonomy places the organism in Eukaryota, Fungi, Ascomycota, Saccharomycetes, Saccharomycetales, Saccharomycetaceae. The transcript has a single exon. Gene Ontology annotation, molecular function: sulfite transmembrane transporter activity. Gene Ontology annotation, biological process: transmembrane transport; sulfite transmembrane transport.